Messenger RNA from Botrytis deweyae, 387 nucleotides. RefSeq lists its product as uncharacterized. The record is from RefSeq and is a predicted model, not a curated record. NCBI's taxonomy places the organism in Eukaryota, Fungi, Ascomycota, Leotiomycetes, Helotiales, Sclerotiniaceae. The transcript has 3 exons. The coding region runs from base 1 to 387 and encodes 128 amino acids.
AUGCAUCACUCCGAACUUCCUGCAGCCAUCAACUUACCCACGACACCAGCCGACAGAAUCCUGACUUCUAUCCACCUUCAUCGAAAGCAUGAAACGCAACGAUCUGAGCCAUCUGAAGAGAUUCGAUCAGUGAAAAACGUGCUACCUAUUUCGGCGUUAAAAUGUGAAUAUCACGGCGUUAAGAGUUCCACCAGUCCGCUAUUUUCUGCGGGGCUGCGCACAACGUACUAUCCACUCAGAAUCACUGCCCAGCUACCAGCCACGAACUUAUUAAUGAAAGCACUUCCAAGGUUCUUUCAAAUCAUCCAAAGUCGUGGAACCAAAAGAAAUGGCAAAAUGUUUCUCACGACAUGUGCAGGAUUUGAACCUACGAGGCCGAAACCAUAA